This is a messenger RNA of Galdieria sulphuraria, 1248 nucleotides long. Its product is annotated as mitochondrial carrier (BOU / S-adenosylmethionine carrier). The transcript has 3 exons. Bases 131 to 1165 code for a protein of 344 amino acids. Lineage: Eukaryota; Rhodophyta; Bangiophyceae; Galdieriales; Galdieriaceae. The record is from RefSeq and is a predicted model, not a curated record. Gene Ontology annotation, cellular component: mitochondrial inner membrane. Gene Ontology annotation, molecular function: S-adenosyl-L-methionine transmembrane transporter activity.
UUAUGAAAACUUGGAAACAAAUAGUUGACACUUUUAUGCCUCUUUUGGAGAAGAUGAAGAUGAGCUAUUUGUUGUACAAAAGGACACAAGACACUGAAUCGUCCGUUCCACAUCGAUGAAGAAAUUGUGAAUGACAGUUCUACACUACUCCGUUGCUCAGUAUCCGUUGAUAUCAUUCUGGUCAAGUUGUCAACAAAAGUGUUAUCCAUCUUCUGAUUGGAAUCAACCAGCUGUAUUUACUUUUGUCUCGAAAACAGAUCAAAGAGUGACGGAGAAUCAAUUUCUUCCAGUGUCUCAUAACAAGAAAAGUUCUGUAGAGAAGGAACCUUCACCUUCUUUAUCUUUUCGAGUGGGUCUCAUUUCUGGUGCUUUUGCUGGAGCUAUCGUCGAUUUUGUUCUAUUUCCUUUGGAUACUUUGAAAACUCGUUUACAAGUUCGUCAAGGAGUUGCCUGGUCAACUUUGUUAUUUCGUGGUAUUUAUCGUGGACUUGGACCUGCAGUGGCUGCUUCUGCACCUGCUGGAGCUGCUUUUUUUGGUACUUAUGACUUUACGAAACAUAUAACUAGCCAAUGGUUAUCAGAACCUUAUCAAGUAUUGGGUCAUAUGUUGUCAGCUAUUGCAGGAGAUGUGGCAGGAAGUACUGUUCGAGUACCUUUUGAAGUAGUCAAACAAAAUCUCCAAGCUGGUAUAUUUUCCUCUUCUCGUCAAGCUGUUUCUCAUAUUAUCCAACGAGAAGGAAUAGUUGGUUUAUAUCGUGGUUGGCUUUCAUUGAUAUUGAGAGAAAUUCCAUUCGAUAUUAUAGAAUUCCCACUUUAUGAAUAUUUAAAGAAACAAUGGAGAAGAAGAAGGAAUGGAGCAGCUUUAGAAACUUGGCAAAGUGCUACUUGCGGUAGUAUUGCUGGUGCAGUUGCUGCAGCGUUCACAACUCCUUUGGAUGUAGCCAAAACGAGACUCAUGUUACAAAAUAGUCCUUAUCGAGGAAUUGCUUCCACAAUAUUACGUAUUGCUAAAGAAGAAGGAAUUCCUUGUUUAUUUUCUGGUAUCGUACCUCGAGUAUUAUGGAUUGGUUUAGGUGGUGCUAUUUUCUUUGGUAGUUUUGAGACUUGUAAACAAUGGCUUCUCAUUUCAUCGAAUGAUGUGGAUAUUCCAUCAUCGUUGACUUGAUGAAUGUGCAGACAAGGAUCACUCCUUUGACCAAAUAUAAACUAGUGUUUCUAGGUGACCAAGCAGUAGGAAAAACGAGUAUU